Messenger RNA from Stegodyphus dumicola, 3167 nucleotides. RefSeq lists its product as uncharacterized. NCBI's taxonomy places the organism in Eukaryota, Metazoa, Arthropoda, Arachnida, Araneae, Eresidae. The record is from RefSeq and is a predicted model, not a curated record.
CGACUAACACGGUGAGAACAGGAAACAUCGCACUGCUGAAGCGGACACGUCUUCCUUACUAUCGCCAUAUUGGUUAUUAGUAUUGAAUGUUCGAUCUGCGCAUUUCAGGACGAAGGUGUUUGUGAUUACAUUUACUGCUCUAUGGAUUGUGUUGUUGAAUUUCAGACUGUGUGACACAGCUAUCGGCCAUCAACGAUGACUACCCCUAUAUGCAGGUGCCGCGUGUUGUAUCUUGGAUCGGCUGUCCCGCACAUCACUAAGGAUGGAUUACAAGGGAUUCAAGAGCCGCUGCGGGAUUUGUAUCCGGAACAGGGUUCGUUUUCAGCUAAAGGUAUCGAUUCCUGGUUGAGCGUGUGGAGUAAUGGCAUCCUGCUAGAGAAUGUGGACGAAUCUAUGAGACAGGUGACACGGUUUUUUAACAUCGAGACUUUACAUUAUUGUGCCGCUAUUAGGUAUGUGGUGGUGCCGGGAAAUAAUGGGGAAAGAGUAGAAAAAUUUUUGCCAUUAGACAGCCCGUUUGCUAGGUAUGCGGAUCCCAGUCAUCCUCCUUUAUUUGCUUGCAUUCUUAGACGCACUACAGGAAUUAAAGUUCUAGAAUGUCAUGCAUUUAUAUGCAAAAAAGAAGCUGCUGCCAAUGCUCUUGUUCGCUGCUGUUUUCAUUCUUACGCAGACAGCAUGCAAGCUAAACAGCUGGAUGAAAAUCCCUAUUAUAUGGAAAAUAGACGGUCCCAGUCGUUAUCUGGUUUAAAUACUUUGGAAAAAAUGGAUGUAUGGCGUUCUAAAGGUGAAGGAUCAGCCCUUACGAGUUCAUCCAAUAACAUUUCAAAGAAUACAGGGAACGGUAUUAAACCAGCUCCUCCUCCAAGAAACAAUGUUGCCAACCAAGAUGAUGAUAACUACAAAAUCUGGACAGGUAUAGCUCCGACGGAAAGAGAACUGCUGUACGUGGAUGCUACGGGUACAAUGCGCAGUUUGAAAUCUGCGAGUGGAACUUUACGAUCAGCCCAAGCUAAAAUCCGUCAAAUAGCUGGAGGAAUACCACGACCACCACCUCCUCCUUCUCCUAGCCUCUUUAAUGGAAAAGAGCAUAAGAGCAACAAAGCUAACAAACCUUCUAAAUCUAAAAGCAAGAAGAAGCAAAAAGAACAACAGCAAGUAUUUAUGAAUGGGACGGGGCGAAUGGUGAACGGAAUGAGACCAGUUUCGGUGAUGGGACAUUACGGAUCUAUUCCUCAGCCACCCCCUCAGGUACCAUAUCGCAAUUCUGGAUUUUACACAGAGCGUCGGAUACAUAAAAAUGGUCGUCUUCCUAUACCAGGGCAUGAAGAGCCAAUUUACAUAUCUACACGUCCCCUGAGUCCAGUGUCAACAUACCAGCCUGCAGCUUUUCCGUAUGAGCAGUACUUUAUGCAAUAUGGAACUGCCCCCAGGAAUAUGCCGUUUAGAGAUGGCCCCGUGAGAGGUCGACCUUCUAACCAAGCUUUGCAACAACAUUAUUAUCAGCCUCAAACAUUUCACUCGCCUUCACCACCCGAAAAAACGUAUGUGGUGGACGCAGCAGACUUAGCAAACGAUAAAGAUGAGUCUGGAGAGUACAAAGAUCCGGAUGGCUCACCUUUCAAUACAGGUAUUUACAAAAAGAAAGGACAUUUGAAUGAAAGAGCUUUCUCUUAUUCUAUAAGACAAGAACAUCGCUCACGAUCGAACAGUCUAGCCAGCCUUCAGUUCUUCGCCAACAAUGACUCUAUCAACAAUGAGGGGGAUGGUCAAGAGCGAUCGCGAGAUGAAGAUCGAAAAGAGAGGGAGCUCGCUCAGUUGGUCAGUGGUUUGGACUUGAAGGACAAUGGCAUGCCGGGGUCAACUUCCAGUCGUAGGGCGGAGUCGAACUUCAUUAAGAAAAAAUCUACUGCUUAUCAGAGGUGAAGAUAAAACAGAUGUAUAAAUUCUGGGACUUGUGCGAAAACUGACAAGUUGUUCUUGUACGAAAACUGACGAGGUACUGGUGCUUUGCCAUAAAUGAGAGAACAUCAUCCAUCUCCAAUGCCUUUUACUUCAGAUCUGGCUUUUGAAAUCUUAAUGACUUCAAGAAAUGUUAUUACCAGAACAUACUUAGAACUUCCAUAUUUAAACUGCCUACUGCUUGAAAGCAUGUUACUCAAGGCAAGAAAAUUAUAUUUCAUUUAGUGCUAUUUGACUGUGAUGAUGCUCUGCACUUGUUAUUUCAUUGCAAGCCAAACUUAAUUUUCUUAAUUUUCGAAAUACUAGAGAAUAAAUAAUUUCAAGUUAUAUGACAGGAAUACUUACAAGUCUAGAAGGAAAGCUUCUGCAUCUAAUAUUUUGUGAAUAAUUUGUGCACACGAAAAUUAUCUGCCACCGUGUGCUAUGCAUCUUAUUUUAGCGGAAGUGUUAAACAUAAUAUGAGAACUAAUAAUUGUAAAUGUGUUGAUUAGGGACAAAUUCUAGAGCUUUGUUAUACAUGCAAAUAAAGAUUUUAGUCACUAGAGAGAAUAACAGAAGCAAUUUGGUAUAAACAUAUCUAUCAAUUUGUUUUAGUCCAAUUUAGUUUAUAUCAUGAUGUACUUUUUCAGAGAACGGGUAAUAAUGCUCAAGAUUUCUUAUGAGACUGGUGAAUACUCCUAAGGUGAAAAAUAUAUGUUAAAUUUUUUAUUCAGAUCAAAACAAACUUCACAUAAUUUAUCGAAAAUUUAGUUCUACUAUUCAAAAUAACUUUGCAGUUCUUUUAAUGUAUUGCUGGACUAUGAUGAAAAUUCACGAGCAUGUAAAUAUGUGUAAUUUUCGUAAUAUUCAAUAUUCAAGUUUUUUAUAAGAUUUUACACAAAUGCUCAAACGCUUCGAAUUUUUAAUUAAAACUGCAAUUUCUGAAUAUGUACGUUUUGUUCUGAAGCGAUGUUAAAAUAAAGUAUUCUGCCUCACAGAGUGUAUGUACAGGAACUGAUUUACUUACAAUGUCAAACUGUUAUUAACUACAUUUGUUUUUUGUUUCUUGUGAAAUGAAUUUAUAAUUUAUUUAGAAACUAUACAAAAAUUAUAAUAUGUAUAAAAAAGACAAAAAAGUUUUAACACCUUUUUACUGAAUGUUAUCUUAAUUUUUCCUGUGGAAGAUUAAAAUAUAUGUGAAAUAAAUAAAAUAUCAUUUCUCAUAAAUA